Molecule: messenger RNA, 1264 nt
Organism: Austrofundulus limnaeus
Lineage: Eukaryota; Metazoa; Chordata; Actinopteri; Cyprinodontiformes; Rivulidae
Product: adaptor related protein complex 3 subunit beta 1
Biological process (GO): vesicle-mediated transport; intracellular protein transport
Cellular component (GO): membrane coat; AP-3 adaptor complex
Source: RefSeq, a predicted model, not a curated record
UGAGGCGCGGUCAUGUGACCCAGACUUGUCCAACUCACUUCCGGUUUCUGCGUGCAAAAAGUUGGGUAAAAUCUGGAAGAAGUUUAGCUCUGCAGGAACUUUGAACGCUGCGUUUUAAGAAUAAAUCGCUACAUUAGUCGGUUUGGGGAGAAGCAGAGCAGUUUUCCUGUCAGAGAGUUGAUCAGAAGAUCAGUCAUGUCCACGGCAGCUCUGUACAACGACCAGGGAGCAGCAGAGGCUGCGGUGGAAGCGGGGCAGGAGACCACCCCGACCUCCUCCAGCUCCGGAGCCGCCUUCGGCCUUUUCAGCACCGACUUCAAAAAGAAUGAAGACCUGAAGGAGAUGCUGGAGAGCAACAAGGAGUCACUCAAACUGGAGGCCAUGAAAAGGAUUGUUCAACUAAUUUCCAAAGGAAAAAAUGCUUCAGAAUUAUUUCCUGCUAUUGUGAAGAAUGUGGCAAGUAAAAACAUUGAGCUGAAGAAACUUGUGUAUGUGUACCUUGUGAGGUAUGCAGAGGAGCAGCAGGACUUGGCUCUGCUUUCCAUCAGCACUUUCCAACGGGCCCUGAAGGAUCCAAACCAGUUCAUCCGGGCCAGCGCUCUCAGGGUUCUGUCUAGUAUUCGUGUCCCCAUUAUCGUUCCCAUUAUGAUGCUGGCGAUUAAAGAGGCUGCUGCAGACCUGUCCCCUUACGUCAGGAAGACCUCUGCACAUGCCAUCCAAAAGCUGCACAGCUUGGAUCCAGACCAGAAGGAGCAACUGAUCGAAGUGAUCGAGAAACUGUUAAAAGACAAAAGCACACUGGUGGCCGGCAGUGUGGUAAUGGCCUUUGAGGAGGUGUGCCCAGAUCGCAUCGAUCUGAUCCACAAGAACUACAGGAAGCUGUGCAACCUGCUGGUGGAUGUGGAGGAGUGGGGCCAGGUGGUCAUCAUCAACAUGCUGACGCGAUACGCCAGGACGCAGUUCACCACACCCUGGAAAGAGGAUGCUGUGUUUGAUGAGAACAAUGAAAAAACUUUCUACGACUCUGACUCUGAGGACAAGAAGGACCAGACUGAAGCGAAGCCCUACAUCAUGGAUCCGGAUCACAGACUUCUGCUGAGGAACACUAAACCUCUGCUGCAGAGCAGGAACACCGCAAGAGGUUCAGUUCAUUGUGCUGCAGAACAUUGCCACCAUGUCCAUUCAGAGGAAGGGCAUGUUUGAGCCAUACCUGAAGAGCUUCUAUGUUAGAUCAACAGAUGCCACACACAUUAAGACACUGAAG